AGCUGCUGUCAAAAACUAAAGAAGAAGAAGAAGUACACGUGUGUCCGGUCCGAUCCAGGUUCUGCUCGGGUUUCAGCUGGUGUCAGUACAUAGUGAUGGAUGAGCGCAGCCGGCUGUGCUCCGUGUGGCUCGGUUCUGAGACCGGGAUCCUAAAGGGGGUCGAUCUGGACCGGAAGCAGGCCUUUAACUUUUGCAACACGCGCACGCUGAGCCGAGAGCAGGAGGUGCGCGCGCUGUCCUGGGGAGACUCCGCGGAGAGCGAGCUGCUGGUGGGCUGUUCGGACGGAACCGUCCGAACCUUCAGCACCGAGAAGGGCGUCUUUACAGAGGCCCGGAGCUGCGGAGACCCGCAGGAGGGUUGCUUCAGCGGGCUAGCCUCGCUGCGGGGCUCCGCCAUCAUCACCUGCGUGGAGUGCGGCAAGCUGCGGGUGUGGAGGGAGGACAGCAGCGGGCCCGUGGCCGAGCUGGACGCGGGGAGCAACGUGUGCAGGAUGCGGCAGAGCCCGGUGGACCAGAACAGGGUCGCAACAGGGGGUAAGGAGAACGUUCUGAAGCUCUGGGACCUGGAGCGGCCCGAAAAACCGGUGUUUACCGCAAAGAAUCUGCGGGACGACUGGCUGGAUCUGCGGAGACCGCACUGGGUCAAAGACAUGAGCUUUAUCCCGGACUCCGACAAGGUGGUCACCUGCACAGGUUACCAUCAGGUCCACGUGUUUGACCCUUCGACCCCUCAGAGGCGUCCCGUCCUGGAAGCUGAGUUCGGGGAGUACCCGCUCACAGCUCUGUCUUUGCCCGCUGCGGGUGACACCGUGGUGGUGGGGAACACCCAGGGUCAGAUCGCCCUGCUGGACCUGAGGAAGGGGCUGGUCCACGGCUGUCUGAAGGGGCUGUCGGGCGGCGUGCGCGCCCUGCAGUGCCAUGCCUCCCAGCCCCUGGUGGCGUCCUGCGGCCUGGACCGCUUCCUCCGCAUCCACAGCCUGAAGGACCGAAAACUGCAGCACAAAGUCUACCUGAAGUCCCGGCUGAACUGCCUCCUGCUGGCCAGCCGGGAACUGCAGGGCGGAGGGGCAGGGGGCUCUGCAGAGGGAGGGGCGGAGCAGGAGGUGAAGGAGGAGGAGGACGAGGUGUGGAACAGCAUGGAGCGGGUGGAGGAGGCGAUGAAGAGGAAAGCAACAGGAGGAGGAGGAGAGGAGGUGAAGAGGAAGAAAGGAGGAGACUGAGAGGUGUUUAAGGUGUGAGGAGAGUGUGGGAGAUACCAGUGUCUACAGACUGGAACAGAUUUAAAGCUGUUGGACUGAAGUGAGACGUGUUCACAGAUUUAUUACAACAAACCAGAACCUUAGAAAUCACCUGAACGUCCCGUCGGUUCUGAUCCCACAGAUUUGUCUUCUGGUGUCGGAUCUUGUAGUUUGUAUUUCUAACUGUAUUUUAAUAAAUCUACCUUUUGUAGUUAAGACUAAAA
Molecule: messenger RNA, 1462 nt
Organism: Girardinichthys multiradiatus
Lineage: Eukaryota; Metazoa; Chordata; Actinopteri; Cyprinodontiformes; Goodeidae
Gene: wdr74
Product: WD repeat domain 74
Exons: 2
Coding region: 96-1220 (374 amino acids)
Biological process (GO): ribosomal large subunit biogenesis
Cellular component (GO): preribosome, large subunit precursor; nucleolus
Molecular function (GO): protein binding
Source: RefSeq, a predicted model, not a curated record